This is a messenger RNA of Exophiala bonariae, 963 nucleotides long. RefSeq lists its product as uncharacterized. The coding region runs from base 1 to 963 and encodes 320 amino acids. Lineage: Eukaryota; Fungi; Ascomycota; Eurotiomycetes; Chaetothyriales; Herpotrichiellaceae. The record is from RefSeq and is a predicted model, not a curated record. Gene Ontology annotation, cellular component: SAGA complex. The transcript is spliced from 3 exons.
AUGACUUCGCGUCCACGGGCUGGCCGAGGAAUGACCGGCCGUGAUGGCAAAGAAUCAGAUCUCGAGAACGAGAUGUUGAGCAGAGCUCUUGAGAGUCUACGAAAAGCACAGGGUUUCAACGAUCAUUGCCGGAGAUUAGGACAGGAGAUUGUGGCCUUGGAGGAAGAGAUCAAACUAAUUGGACACUCGACACCCGACCAGCAUAAACGACUUGACUCUCUGUACAGGGAAAACCUCCGAUAUUCCGAAUUGGAGAAAAAGGUACAUGACGAAGAGGACAUUAUUAACAAUCUUGCGAUACUGGCUACGAUGAAGUCAAAUGAUGACAUCGCUCCCCGGAAUGGUCAACCAAAGUCUCGGAAGAACCAACGGCCUAUUGUUGAGUCAGAUGUGAUUGUUGAAUCUCCUGGGCCCAGUCCAGGCGAUGGGCGGCUAGAAAUGAUCAAGCGUGUGAAAGGAACAUCUCAAAGAAGUUCCAGUACCGCCAGUCAAAACCGUGCAGCGGCAGCUGCUAGUGCUAAAGACGACGGAGCCGAAACUCAUCGAGGGGUUCAAGCGGAGAAGGCAGGGCAGCUUAUUGCUGGUACCGAGGUGUUUUACAAGUAUCCCAAGGACCAGCAAGAACAAGAAGAGGGAGUGGGUAUCCAUGGCAUCAUCAAGAAAGUGUGGCAGGACAAGAAACCUAUCCAGUACGACGUGAGGGACCCGGAGGACGACCCUUCGGGCAAGCAGACCGUGCGGAAAGCAACAGCACGAGAUCUUGUCCCUAUCCCACAAGUCAAUACUGGUGGACCACAAUUCCCAACUGGAGGGAAUGUGUAUGCCAAGUAUCCAGAUACAGACACGUUCUACCGAGCCAGAGUCAAGAGCUUCCAGAAAACCGUUUACAGCCUGAAAUUCGACGAGGAUGAUAAGGAGAUGCUCGUUGAUGCACGAUUCGUGCUGGACUCGCGGUUCAAAUGA